Molecule: messenger RNA, 4769 nt
Organism: Limanda limanda (common dab)
Lineage: Eukaryota; Metazoa; Chordata; Actinopteri; Pleuronectiformes; Pleuronectidae
Product: probable E3 ubiquitin-protein ligase HERC6
Exons: 23
Coding region: 51-3092 (1013 amino acids)
Molecular function (GO): ubiquitin-protein transferase activity
Source: RefSeq, a predicted model, not a curated record
CACCUGAGAGCUUCACUUCAGAGCUUCACCUCAGAGCUUCAGCUGCAGACAUGGCGCAACUGUACUGUUGGGGGGACAGCUCCAGUGGACAGUACGAGCCACAGACGGCCCUCAGCCCGGUGUCCUGGACCUUCCCCCGGGGCAUUAGCUCCAUCUGCUGUGGGGACCAGUUCACUUUAUUCCUCGCAGAGUAUGGAGGCGUUUUCUCAUGUGGACACAACUCAAGGGGACAACUGGGACGAAAGACACCCAAAGAUGGAAGGAAACCAGGUCGUGUGGAGGGGCUUGGCGACGUGGUGACGAUGGCAUGUGGUCAGGACCACUGUCUGGCUGUGUGUGCGUCUGGAGACGUGUUCUCCUGGGGGGCUGCAGAGAAUGGACAGCUGGGGAUGUUGGUGGAUCUAAAGCAAACCCACAUCAGACCAAGUUGGGUGCCCAUACCACUGCGGGUACCAGUGAUUCAUGUUGCCUGUGGAAACGUCCACUCGCUGGCGUUGACUAAAGGAGGAGACGUCUUCUCCUGGGGUUCGAACAGUCAUGGUCAGCUGGGUCUGGGGAAGGAGGUGGCCCUGCAGCACACGCCCGUGCUUGUGGUCGCUCUGUCCGGUGUACCUGUGACCCAGAUAGCAGCCGGAGCGAGCCACACCCUGUUCCUCACACUCGCAGGCCUAGUGUACUGCUGUGGAGCUAAUCAAUCUGGCCAGCUGGGGCUCAACAGGGUGGAUGAGAAGGGCAGGUUUAACAUCUGUAUGGUACCCGCGCUCAGACCUCUGGGUGUCUCCUUCAUGAGCUGUGGAGAAGUUCACUCGGCUGUUUUAACAAAGGAUGGUAAAGUUUACACUUUUGGAGAGGGAACCCACGGUCAGCUGGGUCACAGCUCCUCUGCCAAUGAAGUGAGACCAAGACUGGUCGAUGGUCUGGACGGACUGGCCUCACAGAUCGAAUGUGGCCGGAGUCACACUCUGGUGUUGGGCUCGUCUGGUCAGCUAUGGGCUUUUGGCAAUGGGGUCAAAGGUCAAAUUGGGACUGGACGAGCAGAGAACAAUCUGAGUCCCACUCUGGUUCAACUUCCAUGGACCGCUGACAGUGCAGCAACCAUACCCACUGACUUGAAAAUAUCAGCCGGGUGGAACACAAACUUUACUUACUCUUCACAUGCGCAGAGUCAUGGGCAGAUAACUGGACGACUUGAUGAGAAGAAGCUGCAAACAUGGCUGUCAAUGAAACACGGCAACGCAGAGGCAAAAAGAGAAAUAUCGUCAAUAUUUUUGACAAGUUCAAGUCUUGUUGCAAGUUUCACAAAAGACAAUGGGUCUUCAUUAGAAGCUGGUGCUUUAACUGUCGACCUGGAAGCUGCGAGCCGAGCUUUUGACCAGCUGUUGGAAAUACCAUGGAUCAAACAAGCAAUGAACCUUGAGAUCCUCAUGCCAUUGCUUUGUGAAUCAAUGACGACCCUAAAAUCUCCAGAGAUCCUGCUGAUUCUGCUGACGUGCCCUCUUUUCCAAGAGGACUCCAGCGUCAUGUCGGGGUCGCUGCUUCUGGCCGUCAUCAUUGAGAAACUGAAAGAGAAGCCUCUGGCAGCGCUAAGAGGCUGGUGGUCUUCGGUGUCACCCUCCAUCCUGAUGAAGCACAUCAUGGUCUUCAAAAACGCCCUCGCCUUCAUGCUGAAAAACUGCCUCUUGACAACUCACAACCCGGGAAUCAGAUACCUGAUGAAAGCUCUGAAACUACUUUACAAGGCCAACAGAGCUGGAAACUCCUACAAAGUCCCACUGAGCAUGUUUUACGUGGAAGAAAUCAGGGACAGUGUGCAGCCGGAGGGAGACAUUUGUCUGUGGUUUGGACUUUCUAAAGUGGAGGAUGAUGAAAACACACCUGCCAUUUUCUGCCGCUUCCCGUUCUUGUUGACUCUGGAUUGCAAGGCAAGGGUCUUCGUCAUCCAUUCGGCUGUAAUGAAGAGAGCGGGCCAUUUAAUUGACGGCUGGGUUGAAGACCCUUUGAGAAAUCCCCAAAACAUUGCCCCGCCCACACCCUUCCAGCUGACCCUGAGACGAACUCACCUUGUCGAAGACACCUUCAGACAUGUGGCUGCGGCCGACCACUGCGCCUUCAAAAGAGAGCUUCUGGUGCAGUUUGUGGAUGAGAGAAAGGUGACGAACGUCAACAAGAGGGACCUCUUCCUCCACCUGUUUGAUGAGCUCAUCGCUCCAGAGUCUGAGAUGUUCAUUUACAACGAGAGCAAGACUCUGAUGUGGUUCCCUCCCAGACCCAAAGUGGAGGAGAAGCAUUACUUCCUGUUCGGAGUUCUGUGUGGCAUGGCUCUUUACAACUACAACAUUGUCCACCUGCCCUUUCCACUGGUUCUCUUCAAGAAGCUGGUUGGGGUCAAACCAUCAAUGGAUGACAUGAAGGAGUUUGACCCUGUCAUGGCAGAGUCUUGGCGUUGCCUGAUGGACUACACUCCAGCUGAAGUCGAAGAUACGUUCAUAACCUUUAAAGUGACCUGGGGUGGGGAGCAAGUUGAGCUUGAUCCAAAAGAAGCUGGAAAACCUGUCACAGGCUCAAACAAGAAAGAGUUCGUUGCUGCCUUUCUCAAUUACGCCUUUACCAAGUCGGUGCAGGGCGUGUUUGGAGAGUUCAAGAGAGGGUUUUUCAAAGUGUGUGACAUGGAUGUGGUGGACUUCUUCCAGCCGGAGGAGCUACAGGCGGUGAUGGUGGGCCAAGAAGACUACGACUGGCUGGUGUUCAAGCAGAACACAGUUUAUGACGGAGAGUAUCAUGAAGAACAUCCAACCAUCAUCACCUUCUGGGAGGUGUUUGAGAAACUGACAGCGGAGGAAAAGAAAAAAUUCCUUUUGUUCCUCACAGGCUGUGACCGUGUACCCUUCCUGGGGAUGAAAAGCAUCACGAUGACAGUCACCAUUUUGCCCAACAGCAGCGAACUCCAUCUGCCAGAAGCCCUCACCUGUCACCAUCUGUUGUCACUGCCCAACUACCAGAGGUACCCGGUGGAGAGGACCAUGAAGACCAGGCUUCUUCAGGCCAUUCGUUACAAAGGAGGCUUCUAUAAGAAGGAAGAAACCAGAGCCUGAAGAAACUAUGGUGUCUUACUUUCCGUUAGUCACUGCACAUUGUUAUUAUUAUAUAUUAAUAGUAACAUUAUUAUGAAGGGAGUUAAUGUGGAUUUAUUUAUUAUAACUUAUCAUUAAGACAUUGUCUGCAUUAUGUUCUUUUUUUCUUGAUCUCUUGGUGAUGGUUGAUUACACCUGCACGUGUUAACUUUAUUAUAGAGCUUUGAUGAGUUACAAAUAUAAAUAUAUAAAUGUCGGGAGGGAAAGAAAAAAAGAGAGAGAAAAAUAAAUAGGCAGCAAAAUAGAGAGACUGAAAGAGAGGGAAAGAAAUAGAGAAAGAAAUGGUAAAAAUAAGAGAGAAAGAGAGAUAAAUACAAAGAGAUAAAAAAACUGAGCGAGAAACACAGAAACAAGAAAGAAAGUGUAGUAAUGACAUGUAUAUAAUCAGGAAAUGGUUAAUUGUUCUGUCAUUUGUUACCCAAUAACCAAGUAAUACAUUAGAGCAGGGGUCACUAACAGGCGGACCACGGUCUGCGUCCGGACCCAGAAGCCGUCCCGUACGGACCCGGACCUACAGCCAAAACAGAAGGUUAUGAUUUAAAACCUGACGGGGCGCUUCAUUUUGUAUCCGGCGCAACUUUUGUAGUUCUUACGGUAGUAGUUUAGCGGAUGAGGAAAGGCACAGACCAAUUGCAUGCAAGUUAAGCCAUCCCACGUGAUUCUACUCAGCCAAUCAAGUCUGUGAAUUCCAGGCGGUUAACAUUGCGACUCUACAGUGUAGACAGAUGAGAGAGUUAGAGGCAAGUUACACAUUGGAAGAAGGUAGAAAGAAAAAGAAAGAUAGCGAUACAGGUAGAGAAAACAAAGGGAGAGAUACAGACGACUGAGCCGGAGAAAGUUGAGAAACAGAGGAGUGACAGAGAACGAGAGAGAAACAGACGAAAAUAGUGGGGGAGUGGGAUAUAAGAGGGGAAGAAAGUGAUUCUAAAACUGUUCAAUUGUUAAGAUGUGUUAAGAUUUAUUAUCUGUGAAAUUGGUUGAGACUUUUGAGUCAAGAUGUAAAACAGAAAAUUUGAAAAUAUAGCUUUUGCUCCCUUUAUUUACAUUUUCUGAAGUCAAGCCCUUUAUUUGAACAUGCACAAUUUUCACAUUUUAGUUAUUUUCUCUUAUUAUGAAAUGCAGCCCUAGUUUUAUUUAGUUAAUGAGAGAACAUUAUACAUAUCUGCAAUCAUACGUAUAUGUCGAGUUCUACGGCACUAAAUAUUGUCAAAAAGUUUUUGAAUCGUACUGAAUUCAUUUGAUUUGAAAGUCAGGUAAUGAGUACAUGCAGAUGUUGAUACAACUACUAGGCUACUUAAAUAUAUAUCACACUUAAUAGUUAGACAUUAUGAUCUUCCGGACCUUUGCUUCAAGAAAUUUUCUCUAACAGGACCUCUUUAAAUUUUAGUUGAAUACCCCUGCUUUAGAGCACGAUAUAGGCUCACACAUCUUUUAUAACCAAUACAAUCUUUUAUAACCAACAUUAGCUGUGAAAAUGUGUCUUAUUUUGUAUUUGUUGUGCUGAUUUGUAAAUUAGAAAAAAUUCUCACUAUUUCUCUCCAAAGAGGAGGUGAUGAAUUUGCAUCUUGUGCUGACGUCACUUGGACACUGUAAACUAGUUUGAAUCUGAACCUGAAAUAAAGGUCUCAGUCAACUUCA